AUGGCGACUACUGGAGGGAUCUCUGAUCGCCCGAGUGUGGUGAAGCUGAAUGUCGGCGGCCGACACUAUGUGGCGGCAGCAUCAACCCUUACCUCCCAGGGUGGAAUGCUGGCGGCCAUGCUGCAAGGCCCCUUCAGCUCUUCCGAGCUUGUGGAUGAUGCAUUUUUCAUCGACCGCGACGGGGAGAUGUUCCGGUACAUCAUGGAGUAUCUCCGCUGCGGCACCGUCGAAGUCCCAUGGACCAUGCCGAAGGGAAUCCUGAAGCAGCUCGAGCGCGAAGCGGACUUCUUUGCUCUGCCCGGCCUCGUCCACCAUGUACGAGCACGUCUGGUGGAGAAGCAUGUGAAGGUGAGCAUCUUCGUCGGCCGGUUCAUGUGUUCCAAUGAGGGCUGCAACUGUGGCGCUGGACAGAAGGUGGAAAUCAACGAGGUGGAAGGUCUCUCCUUCUUCGACACGGAGUUCAUCCAUCCUCGUCAGGAAUACCUGGGUUUGGCAUUUUCAAACUCCACUUUCUAG
Molecule: messenger RNA, 516 nt
Organism: Symbiodinium necroappetens
Lineage: Eukaryota; Dinophyceae; Suessiales; Symbiodiniaceae
Source: the annotation of a GenBank genome assembly